GCCUACACCAACAUAUGUCAAACACUGGACGAACGUCCGAUUUGGGCGAUAAUUGGCGGCUUGUUAACGUCUAAUCUUGUUCGCCGACGAAAAGAGUGCACGAGCCCUUAGUAGCUGGCCUUCCAGGCAGCCACUUCAGUACUGCCAAAACUGGAAAUGAGGCUCAACAAGAGCUCUGCUGCGAAAGGCAAGGCUACAGAUCUAGAGCGCAUCCGUAACAACCAACGUCGCUGUCGCGCGCGACAAAAAGAAUACAUCGCAAGUCUCGAGGACAAGAUCCGUCAAUACGAAGGCAUGAGUUUUGAAACUACAACUAAACAGAAGCUUGAGGAGCUUGCUUUAGAAAACAGAUCGUUGAAGCGGCUCCUGCAAGUCUUGGGACUGCGCGAUGAGGUUCUCGACGCUUACAGCAAUGCUGUUCGAAUUGCUCCAGAUAUCUCGUGGCCGCUGCUGGGAAACGAACAUCAUGCUGUAUCCAGAGAGUGUUCGGCUCCCAACCUCUCGCUGGACAGACUGGAGCCACACAUGCCACCUACUGCAACCCACGAAGAACACCCUCAACAUACAGCUGGCCAAUCGGCAGAUAUUUCAAUCUCGGAACGAGAAUUCUUAGACUUGCCGCAAACUGAUGUACCUCUACCAUGGGAGUUUUCCGACUUUCAUGCUGCCUCCGCCUCUUCCCACAUAGAGCAAUAUGACCAGGUGACUAUGGAUGCUUUGAUGACAGAAGCAUUCAGCAACACAGUCACUGCAGACGAUGUAUCAGACACGACCACGCUCUGUACAUGGGCUUUUUCGCUCGUUCUAAAGAGUAACCUAAAAGGCUACAGCGCUGCAGACUUGGAUCUUAAGCUUCGCGCUGGAUACAAACAUGGUGUCACACCAACCGAGGGUUGCCGGAUAGACAACAAAGUCUUGCUAAAUGUUCUUGCGGAAAUCAUGUAGACCAUCGGCAUUUACCGGCUUGUACUUGACUUUGGAUGAUUCACAACUUCAGUCUCGACAAGAGUCUAAGGUCCUUUUAGGGGUACCCAAAUAGGACCUUAGACUCUACCCUAUUUACUACCCUAUCUGCAGCAAUGCUUGUCUUUUUGCGAGAAAAUUUAACCUAAGAUGCAGGCGUGAUAGUGACUGUUCGAUUGGUAACGGGCCAAAAUUGGUAUAA
Molecule: messenger RNA, 1165 nt
Organism: Boeremia exigua
Lineage: Eukaryota; Fungi; Ascomycota; Dothideomycetes; Pleosporales; Didymellaceae
Exons: 3
Coding region: 157-945 (262 amino acids)
Biological process (GO): regulation of DNA-templated transcription
Molecular function (GO): DNA-binding transcription factor activity
Source: RefSeq, a predicted model, not a curated record